GCAAAAUAUCGGUACCCUGAGCCUGCAUCCACAGUAACACCACCCUGUCAUGGAGGAUUCUUCAGCAUGUGAAGACACCAAGAGUUGUCCUAGAGGUCACUGGAGACCCGCUGAGGAUGAAAAGCUCCGGCAACUUGUUGAACAAUAUGGUGCUCAGAAUUGGAAUUCAAUUGCUGAGAAGCUCCAAGGAAGAUCAGGGAAAAGUUGUCGGCUAAGGUGGUUCAACCAACUUGACCCCAGAAUUAACAGAAGACCAUUCUCGGAAGAGGAAGAAGAGAAGCUACUUGCAGCUCAUCGCAUUCAUGGGAACAAGUGGGCCCUCAUAGCGAGGCUUUUCCCUGGUCGAACAGAUAAUGCAGUGAAAAAUCACUGGCAUGUUAUAAUGGCAAGGAAACAAAGAGAACAAUCAAAGCUAAGUGGGAAGAGAAGCUUUCCAGAUAUUUAUAAUGACCAUUCCAACAGUUCCUCGUACAUUAACUUCCCCGAAAAGAGACCACAACCUCAAGACUCAGUAUUUAGGACGAGAAUUGGGUUAGAGAAUACGAGAUUCUUUGACUUCCGGAACCUGAAUAAAGUUGCUGAUACUCCUUCUAGUUCUUUGGCCUCUUGGAAUUUUGCAUCAGUGCCAACCACCACAAACAGUUCUUCUGUAGCAGAUUCAGUUAGAAAAGGAGGGAGAGAAUAUGUUAAUAGUCCUUAUAGAAUUUAUCCAAAUCCAACAACAUCCCUAGGAAGCUUUCGCGGUUCCACUACCCCAUUCUCUCUUCCAAACUACAAGAGGGUUGUUCCUAGUCCUUUUGGAUUCGUCGGUUCUUCUGAAGAUGCAAGGAUGAAGAGGGACUUGAUGAGUUUCUGUGAUAACUCAUCCACAUUAAAGAAUUUGAGGGCUUCUAUGGAGAAAGAGAAAGCAGAUAAUGAGUCCAAUGUUGAGCACAAAGAAGUUCCUUUCAUUGAUUUUCUUGGUGUGGGUGUCUCUUCAUCAUAAUAACUAGAGAGUAUUUAAUUAUUUAAUUUCCUAUAAAUAAAUAUUUAUAGUUUAGUUUACUAGUUUUUUACUCCAUUAUAAUUUAUAGCAAUUAGCAACUAGCAAUUUUAGUCUAUCUGGACGAGGCUCGCAUUUAUCAUGAGGCCUUUCAAUUCAGAUGUAAGGAUGCUGCCUCAUUUUCUUCUAUAGGUUGUGAUUAGAGUGAAAAUUUUCCAACUUUUUUUGUGCUUAUCUUUUUUUCUUGUCCCAUCUGAGGGAUAAGGCUUUCAGUGUGGAUCAGAUGAAGGGUAGUAACUCGUGUGAGGUACAUGUACAUUUGUUGCGCGUCGCUUGGAGCUCUCUAUGAG
This is a messenger RNA of Gastrolobium bilobum, 1332 nucleotides long. Its product is annotated as transcription factor MYB54-like. NCBI's taxonomy places the organism in Eukaryota, Viridiplantae, Streptophyta, Magnoliopsida, Fabales, Fabaceae. Gene Ontology annotation, cellular component: nucleus. Gene Ontology annotation, molecular function: DNA-binding transcription factor activity, RNA polymerase II-specific; RNA polymerase II cis-regulatory region sequence-specific DNA binding. The transcript is spliced from 2 exons. Gene Ontology annotation, biological process: regulation of DNA-templated transcription. The coding region runs from base 50 to 985 and encodes 311 amino acids. The record is from RefSeq and is a predicted model, not a curated record.